Molecule: messenger RNA, 171 nt
Organism: Fusarium odoratissimum NRRL 54006
Lineage: Eukaryota; Fungi; Ascomycota; Sordariomycetes; Hypocreales; Nectriaceae
Exons: 1
Coding region: 1-171 (56 amino acids)
Source: RefSeq, a predicted model, not a curated record
AUGCCGCAACGCUUGGACUUGUAUGGAGCAAUGUUGGCGAGCUUGCGAGCUUUUUUGUUGAUCUGGCUGAAUGCGCAAAGUGCUAUGCUUCAGCAAGCUCACUGGAUGGAAAAGAUGGACGAAACAGUCCACAUGGGCAAGACAACGAAUUUGACGUCUCGCAGGCCAUGA